Molecule: messenger RNA, 1273 nt
Organism: Paramecium sonneborni
Lineage: Eukaryota; Ciliophora; Oligohymenophorea; Peniculida; Parameciidae
Source: the annotation of a GenBank genome assembly
UAUAAAUCAAUAUGGGUUGCUGUGGAACCAAAGAAUGUAUUAAUUCUUCUUUUAUUUUAAGAACGCCUUAAAAAUGAUGUUUAAAUAAAUUAACCACCAGGUUAAAUUAAACCAUCAGAAGUAAUAUUGCAUUCCACCAUUUUAGGUUGUUGUAUAACCGAUUACAACUGGAACAAAAAGAGACUAUAAAAAAGGGGAUCUCAUAGGAAAAGGAGCUUUUUCUGAAGUCUAUCAAGCCUUAGAUAAUAAAACAGGCAAAAUUUUAGCUAUUAAAACUGUUAAAUUACAAGGAGGGAAGGAUUAAGUACAAUUUAUUUGAAAAAUUAGAUUCAUAGAACCAUAAAUGCAUUAAAAGCAGAAAUCAAACUCUUAAAAAAGUUAUAGCACAAAAAUAUUAUUAAAUACUAUUUUACAGAAAUCAGUUCUGAUCAAACCUAUGUUGACAUAGCUUUAGAAUAUAUUGCUUAAGGAUCUCUUAGGAAGGUUAUAAAUAAGGUUAGACUUGAUGAACCUAAUGUUAGAAUUUAUGCAAGAUAAAUCUUAGAAGGAAUUGAAUACCUUCAUUAAAAUAAAGUUAUACAUAGAGACAUUAAGGCUGCUAAUAUUUUAGUUGAUAGUGAUGGAACAAUUAAAUUAUCAGAUUUUGGAACAUCUAAAGUUCUAGAGUCUGAAGAAACCUUAAUAUUAUAAAAUAAAUCUUUAAAAGGAACUCCAUAUUGGAUGGCUCCAGAAGUUUGUUAAUUGAAACCUGCAUCUUUUGAAUCUGACAUUUGGUCAUUUGGAGGAGUAGUUAUAGAAAUGAUUGGAGGUUAGCCUCCUUAUGCUGACAAAUAUGGAUCAGAUAUUGAUGCUUAUGAAUUAAUAAAGAAAAUUGCUCAAGAGGAAAAACCUAAUUAUCCUUAAUAAACUUCAUCAUUAGCUAAAAAUUUUUUAGACUCUAUUUUUGUUGCACCUUAACUUAGACCAUCUGCAAGUAAAUUACUCUAGCAUCCAUUUGUAUAAAUAUUUGAUCCUUAAACUGAUAGUGAAGAAGUAGGAUUCAAAUAAUCUCUUGAUCCUGUUCCUUCUAAACGAUCAUUUGCAGGGGCUUCAAAUGGACAUAUUUUAGACAAACCUAUUAAUUCAACAUACAUAUAAUAAUAACAACUAUAAAAACAAAGAAUUGAUGAAUAAAGGCUCUAAAAGUAUACAAUUAAUUUAAUUAGGUAGAUAGAGAGAAUGGGAAUUAGCACUUAAAGAAGAGCUAAGAAGAAAAUAGCAAUAAAAAUCAUGA